AUGGAAGGAAAACUGUCGCGAACUGCAAAGAAGCUUACAUCGUCUCCCAUUCAAGAACUCUCUCACCUUGCUCAGCGAUGCAACGCUAUCAACCUCGCCGAAGGCUUCCCCGACUUCCCUGCUCCUCUCCACAUCAAAAACGCCGCCGUUUCCGCCAUCAAUUCCGACCUCAAUCAGUACAGGCACGUGCAAGGCAUAUGUGAACACUUGGCCAAGAUGGUGAAGGAAAUGCAUGGUUUAGACAUCGACCCUCUGAUAGAUGUAGCUAUUUGUUGUGGUCAGACUGAGGCUUUUGCAGCUGCAAUCUUUGCAACAAUUGACCCGGGGGACGAAGUCAUACUUUUUGACCCUUCUUAUGAAACAUAUCAAGGAUGUGUUACCAUGGCCGGUGGUGUCCCUAUACAUGUGCCACUUGACCCGCCUCAGUGGACUUUGGAUCCAAGCAAAUUGCUGAGAUCAACUACUGAGAGAACUAAAGCCAUUGUACUGAAUAGUCCUCACAAUCCAACUGGCAAGGUUUUCACAAAAGGUGAACUUGAGACUAUUGCUGGAGCAUGCUGCAGCCGAAACUGCCUAGCUAUAACAGAUGAAGUGUAUGAGCAUAUAACUUAUGAUAACCAAAAACAUAUAUCCCUUGCUACAUUUCCAGGCAUGCAAGAACGGACUAUUAUAACAUCUUCUUUGUCUAAAACAUUUAGCGUCACAGGUUGGAGGGUCGGAUGGGCAAUUGCACCAGCCUGUAUUGCGUCUGCUAUCAGAAACAUUCAUAUAAUAGUUACUGAUUCUGCUCCAGCUCCUUUUCAGGAAGCUGCUUUGACUGCUUUGAGAAGCCCCCCUGAAUACUUUGAAUCACUGAGAAGCGACUAUCAAUCAAAAAGAGAUUAUAUCGUCAAGUUGCUUGCGGGAGUGGGUUUUAAAAUACAGUUUAUACCUCAAGGCUCGUUCUUCUUAUUCGCGGAGAUUCCUGAGAAUUGUUCCCUUUCUGAUGUAGAAUUUGUUAAAAAGUUAAUACUAGAAGCUGGGGUGGUGGCUGUUCCAGGACAAGGAUUUUUUCAUACCAAUAACCUAUCAUCAAAUGAAGCUUCUGAUGCAAAUUGUAACUACCAGAAGAGAUACAUCAGGUUUGCAUUCUGCAAGAGCGAGGCAACUUUGGCUGCGGUUUCAGAAAGACUUGGGAAGCUUUUGGAUGCUGCAGGGCAUCUUGCACUACAUUGA
Messenger RNA from Lathyrus sativus (Indian pea), 1215 nucleotides. The record is from the annotation of a GenBank genome assembly. NCBI's taxonomy places the organism in Eukaryota, Viridiplantae, Streptophyta, Magnoliopsida, Fabales, Fabaceae.